Mixia osmundae IAM 14324 is the source of this 955-nucleotide messenger RNA. RefSeq lists its product as uncharacterized. The record is from RefSeq and is a predicted model, not a curated record. Gene Ontology annotation, molecular function: phosphatidylglycerophosphatase activity. Bases 15 to 695 code for a protein of 226 amino acids. The transcript has 5 exons. Lineage: Eukaryota; Fungi; Basidiomycota; Mixiomycetes; Mixiales; Mixiaceae.
CGAAGGACAGACUUAUGAUUAAUUGGCAGGGCGUCUUCGGCGUACUCAGGGCAGCAUUCAGACCUGAGCUGCUUCAGCCUCGACUCGUCAUCCCAGAUAUCCGAUCUCUAGAUAGUCUAGCGCUACGUCGACAUGGCUUCACUGGCAUCGUGAUUGACAAAGACAACUGUAUCACAAUGCCUCAUCACGACGAGCUGCUGCCCGAGCUCAGCCAAGCUUGGCGAGAGCUGCUGGACACCUUUGGGCCUGCUUCGGUGCUCAUCGUGUCCAACUCGGCAGGUACCGUAGAUGAUCCUGGUCUCAUCCAGGCGGAAUCAGUCUCUCGCACCUUGGGCGUGCCAGUGCUGGUGCAUGCACGCAAGAAGCCUGGCUGUGCGAGAGAUGUCGAGCAGUACUUCUUGGGGCACGCGGACCAGACUGUGGCUCGCGUCGUCGAUGUCGCACAAUCUCGGUUGGGUGCAAGUCAAUUGGCGCCUCCUCGGUUGGCUGUCAUAGGUGACCGUGUGCUGACUGACACCGUCCUUGCGAAUCGCUUGCAUUCUCUCAAUGCUGUCGGCAUACUGACAACAAGAGUAUGGACGCGCGAAAGCUUAGGCACGCGCUUCAUGCGAUCUAUGGAGAUGCUCGCGCUUCGAGCUCUGCGUACACGCAACGAUGCCGAUCUGCUGGUCUGCUUGCUGCCGCACGCAAGAUGAUACUGCUACGAUCGAUAGUCACGUCGUCUGCAAAGACGUAGCACUGAUCGAAUGCAUCCUCGCCGACGCCUCGGUCAUUCUCUCGAUGGCCUAUUCGAGCGGAUGAACUCAGAGCAGCCCGCUCAGUCGAUAUGACGACUGACCUGGUCUAUCUGCGUCAAGCUUGCCUUGCCGCUCACUUCCAGCAGAAUCGACCUCGUCUGCUGUCGGAUCGAUAGCUACAAUGGACGCGUCUUCUGUCUGGCGAAUGACCUGUGGAG